Molecule: messenger RNA, 2238 nt
Organism: Gloeophyllum trabeum ATCC 11539
Lineage: Eukaryota; Fungi; Basidiomycota; Agaricomycetes; Gloeophyllales; Gloeophyllaceae
Product: VID27-domain-containing protein
Exons: 12
Coding region: 1-2238 (745 amino acids)
Cellular component (GO): nucleus; cytoplasm
Molecular function (GO): protein binding
Source: RefSeq, a predicted model, not a curated record
AUGAAUAUCUUCAAAAGCUUGAUUGGCAAGGUCUGGCAUGACCCCAAUGCGGCAGAAGUCGUGAAAAUUUCCACAGGUCAACUGUAUCUUGUACGACCUGAUAAUAUCCGAUCUUCCCGGGAAUGCAUAUAUAAUGACGCAAUGGCGACUAUUCGUCGCGUCCCCUCGGUCGAGCAUAACUUUCAGCUGGUUAUAACGCGCGUAUACGAAGAGGGGGACCAGGAGCUGCUCGAGGACGAGGAAGAAACGGACGAAGAGCGGGUUUUCUUGAUCAGUGAGGAACUUGAGUUCCACAGCGGCGAGAGGGACGGCGAGCCGACAUUCAUCUGGCGGGACCUCGAGGGGGACGUCGACGAGCUGUACGAGUUCGUCGCGACCGGGACGAACGAGCCCACCCGUGCGUUCUUCGAGACGUGCAUGUACAGGGCCAUGUACGAGAGGAAGUACCGGAGGAGUGCGGAUAGCUUGACCGAUGCGGACUUUCAGGAGUUCAUAUGGCAACCUCCGGAGGAGAAAGCCAAGAAGGCCGUCAAGAUGAAGGCUGAGGAGGAGCCCUCGAGUGCCGUGGAGAAGACAGGGCCGAAGAAGGCCGUCCCCUCGACUAUGCCGGUCGUCAUCGAGGAAGAGGGAGAGCUCUACUGGUGGAACACCAACACCGAGAUGUUUGACAUCGAGUGCGAAGGUGUCCUUAGGAUCGUGCAGCGUUCGCAGUUCGAUUACUUCCUAGUUGCCGCGAGCGACAAGUCGCAGGUCCUGGCGCACAAGAUCGUUCCUGAGAUAAAUCAAAGGUGGUCGAGGAAGGUCAAUUCAUUAACGUGGAAUGCCGUAAGCGAGAGUGGCGCGCAGAGCAGUUACUGCUUCAGGUUCCUGACUGUGGAUGCAUAUGAAAGAUUCUCGGCUGCGUUCACUAGGGCGUUGUGGGAGAGCCUGCAUCAGUUCUCUUGGGAUAAGAUGAAGGCUGACGAGCAGUCGUAUGUGCUCAGCUCCAACACCGAAGACGUGGAGAUGAAGGACGUUGAUGAGGAAGAUGAGGAGGACGAAGUAGAGGAUGAACUAGAAGAGAAGAGCGAGCCGUCGGAAGACGAAGAGGAAGAUGAACCUGGAGCAGACGAGGACGCGUUGCCACCCGCCCUUGGUCCCGGCGAGCGGAACUCACAGCUCACCGUUGGGUACAAGGGUGAUCGGUCAUACGUCGUCCGUGGCAAUAAAAUCGGCGUCUUCAGCCACGGAGGGGACAAUGGUGUCAGGUACCAGGCGACGAUCAGCAAGUUGACUACACCCAAAGGCAAAGAAUUCAAGCCCAAGAAGGUCAUGUUGCAUGAGCAAGAUACGAAGAUGGUGCUCAUGAACCCCGGCGACCCCAACUCGCUCUACAGUAUGGACAUCGAAAGGGGCAAGAUUGUCGAGGAAUGGAAGGUUCACGACAACGUCACAGUCGAUAUGAUAGCUCCCGAGUCCAAGUUCGCGCCUACGACACAUGAGCAAACCCUCGUUGGAGGAUCCCAUAACGCCAUAUUCCGCAUCGACCCCCGGAUCUCUGGCAACAAGAUGGUUGAUAGUCAGUACAAGCAGUAUGUCAGCAAGAACAAGUUCUCCGAUCUCGCGACCACUGCGUCUGGCAAGCUCGCUGUCGCGAGCGAGAAGGGUGAUAUCAGGCUGUUCGACACCAUCGGGAAGAACGCGAAGACUGCUCUACCCCCGCUGGGCGACCCCAUCCUCGGUAUUGACUGUACCGCUGAUGGCAGGUGGAUAGUGGCGACGACAAAGACGUAUCUACUGCUCAUUGAUACGCUUAUUGGAGAGGGACGGUAUACCGGAAGUCUUGGGUUCGAUCGGAGUUUCCCAGCAAACGCGAAGCCUAUCCCGAAGAGGCUGCAGCUUCGCGCUGAGCAUGUUGCAUAUAUGAAUCAGGAAGUCUCAUUCACGCCUGCUAGAUUUAAUACGGGAGGUGAUGAUGCCGAAAACGCCAUCGUCACGUCUACGGGACCGUACGUGGUCGUGUGGGACUUCAAGAAAGUCAAGCGGGGUCAACUGGACAAAUAUGAGAUUAAGAAAUACGAGGACUUGGUAGUUCAGGAUAACUUCCGGUUCGGUGAUGACAAAGAAAUUAUCAUCGCCUUGCAGAAUAAUGUGUUGGCUGUCAACAAGAAGAACCUCAAGAGACCUACGCGUGCUUCGCUUGCAACCCCGUCUAGAAACUUGCGAAGCAAGUCCGGGAUAGUGAAUGCUCCGUAUUGA